AUGGCAGGCCUACAACCCUCUCCCGCGGGGAAUCCAUCUUCCUCCAGCUCAGGCACAUCCUCAAGCCCACAAUUUACCCCAGUUUCUUAUGGUUCCGACGAUGAAUCUCCAACACAUAGACCCACGGGGUUCUCCACGGGCCCAUUACGCGUACAGACCAACUUUGAUGAUCACCCGGAUGUCGGCGACCCUCUAUCCGACGUCGAGAAUGAGAAUGAUUACAAUACGAGCGAGGAGCAUGAAAGCAAGCUUCCGCGGGGCAGUUCGGCACCGAGAUAUACACCAGAGGAAGAGAGUGAGGUAGUGAGGAGGUUUGAUCGACGGCUGGUUCCGUUUCUGGCGCUUCUCUACUUGCUCGCCUUCCUGGAUCGCUCCAAUAUUGGAAAUGCGAAAAUAGCUGGACUAAAGGACGAUCUUCAACUGUCAUCUUCGCAAUAUGAAUGGCUACUUACUGCAUUUUACAUCACUUACAUCCUCUUCGAAUGGAUGACGCUUAUGUACCGCGUUGUUCCUCCACAUAUCUACAUUUCUUUGUGCGUAUGUGGAUGGGGGCUUGUCGCAUCAUUCCAGUGUCUAGCAACCUCUUUUGGAGGGCUUGUCGUUCUCCGAGCCCUGCUUGGAAUCACCGAAGCUGCUUUCGGCCCUGGUGUCCCAUUCUACUUGUCAUUGUUUUAUCGUCGACACGAGCUUGCUUUCCGUAAUGGGCUUUUCAUUUCUGCUGCACCGCUGGCAACCUCCUUCGCCAGCAGUUUGGCCUACUUGAUCAUCAGGUUCAGCAACAAUGGUCCAAUCUCACCAUGGCGCACUUUGUUCCUUGUGGAAGGUUUCCCAAGUGUAAUCGUUGCUGUGUUUGCUUGGUUUUUGAUACCCGACUCUCCUGGUCGUGCGCGAUUUCUUACUCGCCGACAAAGGAUGGUCGCUCAGCAGCGUCUUGAGGAGAGCACAGUCGACUACCAGCAAUUCCAUGGCAAUCAGUUUAAUUGGCGAGAAAUAUUGAAAAUUGCAUCAGACCCCAAGGCGUAUAUGGCUGCUUUCAUGUUUUUCAGCUGCAAUGUCGCUUUCAGCUCAAUGCCUGUCUUUUUGCCUACGAUCAUCAAAGACAUGGGUUAUUCGUCGUUACAUGCCCAAGCUCUCUCGGCACCCCCUUAUAUCUUUGCAUUUGUCAUUGUUCUUCUCACCGCAUACGCCUCAGAUCGCAGCCGUUCCCGAAGCCCCUAUCUGAUAGCCCACGCUCUCAUUUCCUCCAUGUCUUAUUUGGCCAUCGCAGCAACGGGUUAUUUCCAUUCACGCCUGCCCCCCUGGCUCCACACAUUCAUCCGUUAUAUUUGCGUCUAUCCAGCCACUGCCGGGUUUUUCUCGGCAAUCACUCUCAUCAUUACCUGGUCGAUGGACAACCGAAUCGAAAAGGAAGGCAAGGGCGCAAGCAUUGCCAUUCUUAACAUUAUCGGCCAGUGUGGCCCACUCCUCGGGACGAGACUUUACCCCGAGUCUGAUGGGCCGUGGUACAUUCGUGGUAUGGCCACUUGCUCGUUUUUCAUGGUUAUUGUUGCCUUGUUGGCCGUGGGGUUGCGGAUUAUAUUGCAGCGGUUGAAUCGUGCUGCCGCCGAGACCACUUACAGUAUUAUCGAGCAGGCUGGUCCUGUGGAUCACGGCGAAGAACGAGAUGAGCUCAUGGGUGGUGGUCGGAGGAAUGAUAUAGAGCAUUCUACUGGUGAUAGGAGGUUGGUGUACAUAACUUAG
Penicillium soppii is the source of this 1740-nucleotide messenger RNA. RefSeq lists its product as uncharacterized. Gene Ontology annotation, biological process: transmembrane transport. The record is from RefSeq and is a predicted model, not a curated record. Gene Ontology annotation, molecular function: transmembrane transporter activity. The transcript has 4 exons. Lineage: Eukaryota; Fungi; Ascomycota; Eurotiomycetes; Eurotiales; Aspergillaceae. Gene Ontology annotation, cellular component: membrane. Bases 1 to 1740 code for a protein of 579 amino acids.